AAGUAAUAUUACAGCUGUAAUCUGGAAUGUUAAUUUGAAUUUUUAAUUUAUCCUUCACCAGAACAUAAACAUGAUGAUUUUUUCACUUCAAGUUAUGAAAUUUAAAAUUAAAAGACGAAAUCGUAAAAUUUGUACAAUGAAGUUUGAUGAAAUAACGUGCUGAGUUUAAAAAUUAAUGAAACUUAUUAACAAUAUUAAUGAAAGUGAAAAAACAACUGAAAACAUGAACGUUUGGAAUCGAAUUUUGAUUGUUUCCUGUAAGAAAAUGUAGUACAGAUAAUUUAUUAGUAAUUUAUCACUAAUCGAAUUUGUGUGCGAUGGAAGAGAACCGGCCGUUGCCUAUGUUCCGUUGCGAACAGAUUGAAAGUAAGAAGUUAGCGAAAGCUUGGCGAGAAUGGAAAGGCUCGUUAGAGUAUUAUUUUGAUUCUUAUGAGAUUAAUGACCAGAAGAUCAAGCGGUCUAAAAUGCUUCAUCUUGGAGGACCGCAACUCCAGAAAGUUUUUAGAAGUUUGGAAGGUACGGAGGAUUUUCCUGUUGUCUUGCUUGAGAAAAGAUACUACGAUCUAGCUAUCGAAAGAUUGGAUACUUAUUUUAAGCCUCGUAGUCAAGACGUUCUUGAGCGGCACAUUCUACGUAAUAUGAAACAGGGCGCCGAAGAACGUUUUUCUCAUUUUGUCUUACGUUUGCGACAGCAGCUAAAUGACUGUGGUUUGGAGAAAUUUACUGACGAAGCUCGAAGCAUUGUUGAAGAGCUUAUGAUUAUUGAUGUGAUUGUAGAAGGCUGCAAUUCACAGGAAUUAAAACGUAAGAUUUUAGAGAAAGAUCGAUCCCUAGCUGAUAUCGAGGCGUUGGGUGAGUCACUGGAGAGCGUUAACAUCCAGGAGAAAGAGAUGAAGGUUGGCUCUAAGACCGAAGUAGCUGGACAAUCUGAAAUCUGCAAAAUCAAAUCCGAAAAAUCAACAUCUGAUCGGCGUCAAGAAAGAUUUGCGAAACGUUUUGUUCCGCGCCAAAACAAAACGGUUGAGAAUAAAUCUGGAGUUAUUUGCUACGCAUGUGGUCGAUACAGUCACAUUUCAACAGCCUCAGAAUGUCUUGCGAAAGGACAACAAUGUCGUAAAUGUCAGAAAAUGGGACAUUUUGAAAACGUCUGCCGUAAACGUUCGUUGUACACGAAGGGUAAAUCACCGCCGAAAAAAGUCCAAGCCAUCGAGGAUGUGAGUGUGCCAAAUGAUGGAGCGCAAGUAGAAUCCGAAAAUAGCAACAAAGUCUACUACACUUUCUACACAGGGAGUCAGGCCAACGUGUUCAAUUGUAAAAUUGGUGGCACAAUGGUGGAAGUUUUCAUCGACUCGGGUUCUGAAGUGAACUUGAUAACAACAGAAACGUGGGAACAAAUGAAAUCCCACCAGGUCGUCGUGUCUAACUGCAAGAAGGGAAGUGACAAAAUUUUGAAAGCCUAUGGUAGUACGGAUCCGCUCCAUAUUUUGGGCACGUUCGAAGCAGUGGUUGAAAUAGGAAAUAAAUCAACUGAUGCGAUUUUCUUCGUCGUUGACGGUGGUCAACGAAACUUACUGGGAGACGCUACAUCGAAGACUUUGGGCAUCCUUAAGAUCGGUCUUGAAGUUAAAGCAAUCACGGAAACUGAAAAAAUUAAACUUGCUCCGUUCCCCAAAAUUUCUGGCGUGAAAGUUCGUAUACAGAUGGAUCCCAAUGUAAAACCGGUGUUCCAACCUCUGCGGCGGGUACCGAUCCCUCUUGAGACCGCCAUUAACGAGAAAUUGGAGGAGCUUCUGAGGCGUGAUAUCAUCGAGGUUAAACGUGGCCCUGCGACUUGGGUUUCCCCGCUAGUGGUAGCUACGAAAGCUAACGGUACAAUUAGAUUGUGUGUCGAUCUGAGACGUGUGAAUCAGGCAGUCGUUCGAGACCGUCACCCAAUGCCGGUAAUUGAGGAAGUAAUUGCUAAAAUCGGAAAAGGUAGAAUUUGGAGCGUCUUAGAUGUGAUGGAUGCAUUCUUCCUAUUGGAGCUGGAUGAAGAAUCUAGAGAUAUUAUGACAUUCAUCACCCACCGUGGAUUGUACAGAUUCAAACGUUUGCCUUUUGGGCUUGUUUCCGCACCGGAAAUUUACCAGCGGACAAUGGACGAGAUUCUAGCAGACUGCGAGGGUACAUACUGGUAUCUCGAUGAUGUUGGUAUUGAGGGCAGUACUAUGGAAGAACAUGAUGCCAGAUUGGAGAAGGUUCUUCAGAGGUUCAAGGAAAGGGGAGUUGUCCUCAACUGGGCGAAAUGUAAAUUUCGCGUUUCUGAAUUUGAGUUCCUCGGUUAUAAAAUAGCUCUACAAGGUAUAACACCAUCUGAUGUCAAACGCGAUGCACUAGCGACUUUCCGCCGUCCAGUCAAUGAGAGCGAGGUCAGGAGCUUCUUAGGCUUGGCAAAUUACAUGGGGAAAUUCAUUCCAAACUUAGCAGAACUUGAUGAACCGCUCAGGAGGUUGAUUCAGAAAGGAAUUAAGUUUCAGUGGGGAGCAGCUGAAGAAAAAGCAUUUAUUGAUAUAAAAUCUUCGCUUUCGCGGGCAAGCUGCCUUGGAUUCUUCAACUCGAAAGAUGAUACCUCAGUGUUCGCGGACGCUAGUCCAGUCGCUUUAGGGGCGGUUCUUGUCCAAACAAAUGGAAAGCAGGAGGCUAGAGUUAUCUGCUACGCUUCAAAAUCGCUCACGGAGACAGAGAGGAGAUACUGCCAGACCGAGAAGGAAGCCCUGUCGUUAGUUUGGAGCGUUGAAAAAUUCCAAAACUACCUGAUAGGUAGACAAUUUAAUCUAUUGACAGAUUGCAAAGCUCUGACUUUUUUAUUUGCCCCUACCUCCAAACCAUGUGCUCGCAUUGAACGUUGGGUACUACGGUUACAAAGCUUCCAGUAUAAAAUAAUUUACAUACCUGGUCACUGUAACAUUGCCGAUGUCUUAUCACGGUGGACCACGUUCACCCCACAAGCAUUCGAUGAAUCUGAGGAACUAAUAAUCAAGGAGAUAAUCUCAUCCGGAACGAAUACUUUUGCACUGACUUGGGCAGAAGUAGUUUCCGCCAGUCGUGUUGACCCGACAAUAACCCUUGUUAAAGAAGCCUUAACUACAGAUAAUUUCGAUAAUUUACCAUUAUGUUUCAAAGUUAUAUUGACUGAGUUGUGUUUUGUCGAUAAUGUUCUGCUCAGAGGUGAUCGUAUAGUAGUACCUAAUAAGUUGCAGCAGCGUAUUUUGCAGCUUGCCCAUGAGGGGCACCCAGGCAUCAGGAUGAUGAAAGCACAUCUGCGAGCGAAUGUAUGGUGGCCUAAGAUGGACCAACAUGUAGAAACUUUUGUAAAGGCCUGUCGUGGAUGUGUGCUUGUGUCCGCUCCUAACCCCCCAGAACCUAUGACUAGAAAAGAGCUACCAUCGCGUCCCUGGGAACACAUCGCGAUCGAUUUUCUGGGACCACUCCCCGAGGGGGAAAAUCUUUUAGUGUGUAUUGACUACUACAGUCGAUAUCUGGAGGUAAUCGAGAUGCAGGAGAUUACAACGAAAAGUGUCAUCAAACAGUUAUUAAUAUUAUUCUCUCGUUACGGCAUUCCAAGUUUUCUGCGAGCAGACAAUGGGCCUCAAUUUUCGUCAGAAGAAUUUCGUUCUUUCUGUGACGAACAGGGUAUCCAUCUAGAAAGUACAAUACCAUACUGGCCGCAAAUGAACGGCGAAGUGGAGCGCCAGAACCGUUCAAUCUUGAAACGCCUAAGAAUUUCGCAAGAGCUCGGGAAAGAUUGGCGAAAGGAAUUGUAUCAAUACCUUCUUACAUAUCAUUCAGCGAUCCAUCCUACGACAGGACGAUCGCCUGCUGAGUUGAUGUUGGGACGACGAUUGCGCUCAAAGCUGCCGGGUGUACCCUCUUUAGUCGGAAAUGAUGAAGAAGCGAGAGAUCAUGACAUGAUUGAGAAGGAAAAAGGAAGAUUGUACGCGGAUCAUCGUCGGAGAGCGCAGUACAGCGAAAUUGAGGUGGGAGAUCGAGUACUAGCCAAACGGAUGAGAAAAGAAAACAAGCUUAGUUCUGACUUCGCUCCGGAAGAAUUUGUGGUUAUGAAAAAGAAAGGGACCGAUGUCAUGAUUCGUUCAUCAUCAUCCGGGAAAGAAUUUAGAAGAAGUGCAGCACACCUAAAAGUCAUUCCUCACGAAUCAACGGAUGGUGAGACUUUAGAGUCUAUCCCUGUUCCGGACGAAGUACCCAUUGAAGAAUCCCCAAUAGUUUUGGACCAAACGCAAAACGAAAACCAAACUGAUGCUAGUAAGCCAACCCAGAGAUCAGUUAGGGUUAGGUCAGAACCAACUCGACUUAAAGAUUUCAUCACAUAUUAACG
Uranotaenia lowii is the source of this 4375-nucleotide messenger RNA. RefSeq lists its product as uncharacterized. The transcript is spliced from 2 exons. Gene Ontology annotation, biological process: DNA integration. Gene Ontology annotation, molecular function: nucleic acid binding; zinc ion binding. The record is from RefSeq and is a predicted model, not a curated record. NCBI's taxonomy places the organism in Eukaryota, Metazoa, Arthropoda, Insecta, Diptera, Culicidae. Bases 318 to 4373 code for a protein of 1351 amino acids.